Molecule: messenger RNA, 1853 nt
Organism: Dimorphilus gyrociliatus
Lineage: Eukaryota; Metazoa; Annelida; Polychaeta; Dinophilidae
Source: the annotation of a GenBank genome assembly
AAUGGAAAUUGGUGCGAAACUUAUUUUGACAACAGGGUACCAUUUUAAGAUAGAGAUGUCUCAGAAUCAAUCUUUAUGCCAUGAUUAUAACUGCGUUCAUUAUCAUAUAACUGAUCCGAUUCCAUCAGCAAUUUUGUCAAGAGAAGAACUAAACGUAUUUUAUAUUUUAUUCCAUAAAAUACAAACAGCUCUGAGGCGAGAAAAAAAAGACACCUUCAAACAACCUUUUCCUCCUGACUUUCCUUCUUUAAGUGUCGGAUCGAAGAGAAAAGUAAAGAGUCUCCAAUCUUCAAAAGAAGAAAGUGUAAAAAGCAUCAGAGAAUUACCUCUGGAUUCCGUCAGAUCAAGAAAGAGAAUAUGCGAAGAGGCUGAAAGAGAUCGAAGCUCAACGCCAAUCACAAUUUACAAUAAAGGAAUGCUACUGGAUAGACCGAAAGAGGAAAAGAUUCAGAACGUAUUAAAGAAUGAGAGUGAGAAUUCAGAAGAGGACAUCGAUGACAUUAUUGAAAUGAAUGACUGGUCAUUAGUGGAAGUACCAGAAGAACAGUCGUUAGCGAUCUGCGGUAUUAGCAGGAAUCGAAAAGGAUAUGAACAAUCACGAACUGUUAUAAGAAGACGAUCCUCGAGAAUUGUCCAAUGUCUUGGAAACUCAUCAAUUUAUCUAGUAGGGAGAAUAAAUGAGGAAGCAGUUUCGAAAUACGACUUCUCUCAAGAAAUGAUAGCAGCUUUUAAAAAUGGAUUUCCUCCUGACUGGAAACAAUACGUUAAAUAUCACUAUAAGCAAAAGACUAUAAGAGAUCGAAUAGAGCAGCCAAUAAGCUACAAUAGUUUUGAAAAUGACUCGGCGACAUUAGGUCUUGGUUGCAAUUCGAAAAACUGCUUCCAUAUUCAUAUGAAGGACAAUUACCUGAUAGAAGUGUUAUCGACAGAAGAAAUAAAAAUUUUCACAAUGCUUGUUCAAAAGAUUCAAACAUUCAACGAAACAAGGUUUAUAAAAUUUGGCAUUUGUAAAGAUGAAGUUAGAAGCGUCCUCUCCAGAGACAGUUUCGAUAGACAAUCCUCAAGACAGAACAUGAACUGUGCUAGAACAGUAAAAAUUGAAGAUAGCAAGUCAGAGACUGAUUUCUCAGACUCAGAGGGAAUAGAUGGGAGAAGAAAACCUGAAAAAUUUGCUGUAAACAAUCAGAGAAGAAAUCCUUCAAAAUUUGUUGGAAAUAAUCCUCUCCUCGAAGACCUAGAAAGCAAAGAAUUGAAUGAAUCAAUAGAAUAUGAAAUGGAUGAAAUUUGUGAACCAAAGUUAGGCGAUUUUAAACAAUUAUUCAACUGGUCACUUGUUGAAAAUAAAACCGAAACUGGAAUAUUUUAUAUUGGAAUAGAAGGGUUCAUUAACGACAGUAAAAAUGAUAUAUAUAAGUCAGAUGAAGUUGUAGAACGCUGUAAAUCAAAUUUAGUAGAAUGUCGUGACGGCUUGUUAUUUUAUCUUGUUGGACAAUUAAAUAUUACUGUUACUCUCCAAAAUGGUAACUUUCUUACAUCUGUAUUGACUUGAUGUCUAAAAAUAUAAAAAAAUUCCUUAAUUUUAGGAUUUUCAAAAAAAGUUAUCGAUCAGUUUAGAAAUGGUUUCCCAGAAAACUGGAAAGAUCUCCUUCAACAGCAUCUUAGAAGAAGGAAAAUGAAAAGACCAAGUUUAUUUACAAAAUGAAAGUUUAUUCAAAAAAUUCUUGAAACGUUGUCCGAAUUUUCAUUCUCUAUUAAUAAUUGUAUACUUUUCUGUUUUAUUUAAGUUACUUUUAUAAAAAAAAUACUACAUAUAGUUUUUUAAAUACAGUCUUUUAGAAUUAUUCUAAUUCGAA